AUGAGCGCGCAUGUAGGCUUUCUUUCUUGGAGAAGUUUUAGCGAAACUUUAAGGAUGAUAUACCUUGGAUGUUUCCUGUUGCUGCUCUGUGGGCUUACGCAUGUCAUGGCAAGUUAUCCCAUCUGGUGGUCACUAGCAGUGGGCCACCAGUACUCAUCACUGGGCACUCAACCCAUCCUCUGUGGCAGCAUCCCGGGUCUAGUUCCCAAGCAGCUGCGUUUCUGCCGGAACUACGUAGAAAUCAUGCCCAGUGUGGCCGAGGGGGUGAAGAUUGGCAUCCAGGAGUGCCAGCACCAGUUCAGAGGGCGACGCUGGAACUGCACCACGGUCAAUGACAAUCUGGCCAUUUUUGGGCCAGUGUUAGAUAAAGCCACUCGAGAGUCAGCAUUUGUUCAUGCUAUCGCCUCGGCCGGAGUGGCAUUUGCAGUGACCCGUGCCUGCGCUGAGGGUUCAGCCACCAUCUGCGGUUGUGACACACGCCACAAGGGCCCCGGUGAGGGAUGGAAGUGGGGUGGCUGCAGUGAAGAUGUGGAGUUUGGGAGCAUGGUGUCCCGAGAGUUUGCUGAUGCGAGGGAGAAUCGCCCCGAUGCACGCUCAGCCAUGAACCGCCACAACAAUGAGGCUGGAAGAAUGUCCCUCAACGACAACAUGUUCCUCAAGUGUAAGUGCCAUGGGUUGUCGGGCAGCUGCGAGGUCAAGACGUGCUGGUGGUCUCAGCCUGACUUCCGGGUAAUUGGCGAUUACAUGAAGGAUAAAUAUGACAGUGCAUCAGAGAUGGUGGUAGAGAAACAUAAGGAGUCCCGCGGAUGGGUGGAGACCCUGAGACCCAAGUACAACUACUUCAAACCACCCACAGAGCGCGACCUGGUCUACUAUGAAAGCUCACCCAAUUUCUGUGACCCCAAUCCCGAAACCGGCUCCUUUGGAACCCGUGAUCGCAUCUGCAACCUGACGUCCCACGGCAUAGAUGGGUGUGACCUCCUGUGUUGCGGCAGAGGACACAACACCAGGACUGAGAAGAGAAAGGAGAAGUGUCACUGUAUUUUCCACUGGUGCUGCUACGUCAGCUGUCAGGAGUGUGUGAGAGACUACGAUGUGCACACCUGCAAAUAA
Molecule: messenger RNA, 1113 nt
Organism: Anoplopoma fimbria (sablefish)
Lineage: Eukaryota; Metazoa; Chordata; Actinopteri; Perciformes; Anoplopomatidae
Gene: wnt3a
Product: wingless-type MMTV integration site family, member 3A
Biological process (GO): neuron differentiation; cell fate commitment; multicellular organism development
Cellular component (GO): extracellular region
Molecular function (GO): cytokine activity; frizzled binding
Source: RefSeq, a predicted model, not a curated record